Molecule: messenger RNA, 378 nt
Organism: Danaus chrysippus (African queen)
Lineage: Eukaryota; Metazoa; Arthropoda; Insecta; Lepidoptera; Nymphalidae
Source: the annotation of a GenBank genome assembly
AUGAAAGUCGUAUUUCUAGCGUGUUUAUUUGCCUUUGUGAGUACACACAGACGUUAUUACGAUGUAUUACCGAUUGAUAUGUUAGCUUUAGCCAAAAAACCCGAGGAACUGAAUAAAUUUAUGGACUGUUUGCUUGAUAGAGGCCGUUGCAAUGAUGCAUACAUAGGUUACAGGGUAUAUACUCCUCAAUCCGUUCGGGAAUCUUGUAAAAGAUGUACAACCGAUCAGAAAAUAUUUGUCUACUUAUUCUUGGAAACUCUUAAAAGAUUACUACCAAAGAGUUACCACGAAUUUAGACAUAAAUAUGACCCACAUAAUGAAUACUUUGACGACUUAGAGGCUGUAGUAUAUAAAUACAAAUUUGAACCGUGUCAAUAA